AUGGACUGUGAACUUGGCAGAGAUACUAAUCCUCUGGACAGCACUGGCAAACUAUCGUUGUCUAUGAGAGAUCAGGAGGGUAAGGAUGUCAGUAAGAUAGAUUCUCCUCGCUCCUACAACAAUAGACGUUUCGGCGGCGACACUUCGUCCCACGGCAAAUCGAAUCCCUUCAACGCUCUUUCGCCUUCCGCUACAAAAACCCCCUCUGCGAGCGCAUCCUCGGCAUUUGGACUAGGUAGCGGUGCGUUCGCUUCAUUUGGCUCAGCAAAAACCCCAAAGACCCCGGGGGCAGGGCCGGGUUUCGAUUUUUCAUCACGUGAGAAAAACGAGAAGAAAGAGAGGGAUCCAGAUACACCCGGCGAGAAUUCAGAAGCAGAGCCGCUCCAGGGUUCCCCAGGGUCUUUCAGGUCAUCCUCGGAGCAUCCGCUACGAAACACCUGGAACCUCUUCUAUCGGCCCCCUGCUAAUAAGUUCUCCGACUACGAAAAAUCGACCCUGAAAUUGGCGUCCAUCAGCUCUGUGGAAAACUUCUGGACAAUAUAUUCUCAUCUGAAGCGGCCAUCCUUGUUACCUAGUGUCUCCGACUACCAUAUUUUCAAGGACGGUAUUCGUCCAGUGUGGGAGGAUGAGGCGAACAAAAAGGGUGGCAAGUGGAUUGUGAGAUUAAAGAAAGGUGUGGCGGACCGCUAUUGGGAGGAUCUGCUAUUGGCCAUCAUCGGUGACCAGUUCCUAGAGGCAGGAGAAGAGGUCUGUGGCGCGGUGCUCAGCGUACGGAGUGGCGAGGACGUUUUGAGUGUCUGGACCAAGAUUGAUGGUGGCCGAAACAUCAAGAUCAGGGAGACCAUCAAGCGAAUACUUGCGUUCCCUCCCGACACGAACAUUGUGUGGAAGAGCCACGACGACAGCAUCGCCCAGCGAUCGGCUCUGGAUGAGGCCAGACAGCAGAAGAUCAGUAGCGCCCCGGGGCAUCCUGGGGCAGAGAGACGACGUCCAACCCUGCAUGAAGACUCAGAAAAGAGCAAAGGGAAAGGGAUAUCAUGA
Molecule: messenger RNA, 1041 nt
Organism: Fonsecaea pedrosoi CBS 271.37
Lineage: Eukaryota; Fungi; Ascomycota; Eurotiomycetes; Chaetothyriales; Herpotrichiellaceae
Exons: 2
Coding region: 1-1041 (346 amino acids)
Biological process (GO): translational initiation
Cellular component (GO): eukaryotic translation initiation factor 4F complex; cytoplasm
Molecular function (GO): translation initiation factor activity; RNA 7-methylguanosine cap binding
Source: RefSeq, a predicted model, not a curated record